GUGCUGCCCCUCUCCUCUUGGUGAGCAUCUGAGACAGUCAAGAGUGACAAGAGAAGCAAGGGGAAGAGCGAGGGGAACAAGGGAAUAAACUGAGUGCAGGAGGAGGACUGUGGACAUGGAUGCCCUAGCACUAGAGGCCACCAGCGGUAAAAAGACGGCUAAUGGCGUGGCAGUGGCUGCCCCGCUGCCAGUGCAAGCCCCCGUCAAACGCAAACCUGCUAAAAAAGCUAAAAAGGCUGUUGUUUUCUUUGAGGUGGAGAUACUGGAUGCCAAGACCAAGGACAAGCUCUGCUUCCUGGACAAGGUCGAGCCAAAUGCCACUAUUGGGGAGAUCAAGUCGAUGUUCCACAAGAGCCAUCCUCAGUGGUACCCAGCCAGACAGUCCAUUCGCCUCGACCCCAAGGGGAAGUCUCUGAAGGAUGAGGAUGUUCUGCAGCAUCUUCCUGUGGGAACCACGGCAACCUUCUACUUCAGAGACCUGGGAGCCCAGAUCAGCUGGGUCACAGUCUUUCUGACAGAGUACACUGGUCCUUUGGUCAUCUAUCUGAUGUUCUACUUCAGGGUUCCCUUCAUCUACGCACCCAAAUAUGACUUUACCACCAGUAAACACUGGGUCGUACAUCUCGCCUGUAUGUGUCACUCUUUCCACUACGUUAAGAGACUGUUGGAGACGCUGUUUGUCCAUCGCUUCUCUCAUGGAACAAUGCCGUUACGCAACAUCUUUAAGAACUGUACGUACUACUGGGGCUUCGCAGCCUGGAUGGCGUAUUAUAUCAACCACCCGUUGUAUACACCGCCAAUCUAUGGGGAGCAACAGAUAAGACUGGCGCUCAUCAUAUUCUUGUUCUGUCAGAUCGGCAACUUUUCCAUUCACAUUGCUCUUCGGAACCUCCGUCCACCAGGCUCUAAGACCAGGAAGAUUCCCUAUCCAACCAAGAAUCCCUUCACCUGGAUCUUCCUGCUGGUCUCCUGCCCCAACUACACCUAUGAGCUGGGCUCCUGGCUUGGCUUCACAGUCAUGACGCAGUGCCUGCCGGUGGCUUUCUUCACCUUGGUGGGUUUCAUCCAGAUGACCGUCUGGGCCAAGGGGAAGCACCGAAGCUACCUGAAGGAGUUCCGCGACUACCCUCCCCUCCGCUCACCAAUCCUGCCUUUCAUCCUGUAGAGGACUAUUUGGCCGCUCUCUAACCCAUCCAGCUCUCCCUGGUUGUAGGAGUCAAAUAUCCUCAACCCUGAGACGACGGUGCACCUCCCCUUUUCCCUCCUCCAAAAUCUACACCAGAAUUCAUUAGAUUGACUGACAGAAUCUAACACUUUUCCUUUCCUGCCCAACCAGAUGUUCUCUCUCCCUUCCUCUCCCGUCUUGUUAAGUGAAAAUAUAAAACACUUCACUUGCUAAUUUUUUUUUUUUUUUUAACCACAAACACAUUCUGAUUGAUUAACUGGCUUAUGUUCAUUUGAGCUCCCAGAACAGUUUUCACCUUCAAGCUACCCAGUGUGUACUGCAAGAUGUCCAACCACUCUUAUGUCUUCUAAUACUGUUGUUUGGGGGCUGACUCUGCAUCUGGUGAAAUUCAGCAAAUCUUAAAACUGUUCAGUUUUGAUAUCCAUUACUCUUAGACCAUGACCGCAUUCAAUAUUUGUGUGGUGUGAUUAAGUAAUUUAUUAAAAAAAAGGGUAAACAAAAAA
Molecule: messenger RNA, 1689 nt
Organism: Seriola aureovittata
Lineage: Eukaryota; Metazoa; Chordata; Actinopteri; Carangiformes; Carangidae
Gene: tecrb
Product: trans-2,3-enoyl-CoA reductase b
Exons: 11
Coding region: 116-1165 (349 amino acids)
Biological process (GO): very long-chain fatty acid biosynthetic process
Molecular function (GO): oxidoreductase activity, acting on the CH-CH group of donors
Source: RefSeq, a predicted model, not a curated record